GUGGAAUGAUUAAUAUUUCCUAAGCUCUCACUGAGCUUAAUUUUUCUUCGAUGAUUUACAAGAGCGAACAACAUUCUUUGCUAUUCUAUCUUUACAAUUGCGAAUCAGCAGUGAUUUUAGCAUCAUUUUGACGAUAAUUUUCAAUCCAACUAUCUGUUAAACACCGAAUUGAUGAACUUAGAAGAAAUUUACUUACAGUUUCUUGAUAACUUGUUCAUUUUUUUCUUCUAAAAAGUAGAAUUAAGAAAAAAUUUCAAAGACUUUCACGUUCUGCGCAAUAUUUGCAAGAGAAUAGUAGCAGAAUCAUUUUCCACUUCUUCCCUGCGACACUCGGUGUUAUCGCUAUGCAUUGUUGCUGCGGGAAAGGAAGAUAAACUGGGCAUUCACUACGCCGCUGCGCAGCGCAAUGGACUGUUUUCUAGCCACUUCUAUGCAGAGGAGCACACACACGGAGUCCAGGUAGCACAUCGCGAAGUUGAAUACCGAAAAUUCCAUUGGCAUGCCGUAAGAAGUGGAUGAAUGUUGGGAAAGAUGGCAGGGAGAGAGUGUGAGUGCGCGAUUGGAGUCUCCACAACCGUUCGCUGAACGACGGAAACCAGUCUCGAGAGGCCAGUCAUCCGCUUAAGGUGUCUCAGCGCUGCACCGUGGUUUCUGGCAAAGAAGUGGAGGAGGGAGAGGCAACGGAGCCCAUCUUAACUGUGCCUUGAAAGCUCUGUGUUGUAGACAAAAUCUGUCCACGUAGGAAUAUUUUCUUGUGUGUCGCGCUAUUCUGUGGCCAUUGAGCGUGAUUUGGUAUAUCGCGGUGUUGAGUGUGGCGUUGGAAGUGCACUGAAAGGAUUUACACGCACAGUGACGUCUUGAAGCCACCUGAAAAAAGAGAUCUUCGCCGCCAUGGAGGACUGAAGCCGACGCUGAGCUCCCCGAAGAGAUGGCACUGAGAUUGAGGAAGGACGUCCAGAAGGCCUCCUACUAUGUGUGGUUCCUGGGCGCCCAGGAGGCCAAGGGCCUGCGCGGCCAGCGAGUCCUGCUGCCGGCCAUUCCGCGCCUCAUUGAGCGCUCGCGUGAGCAGGAGCCGCUCAAAGUCACGCUGCAAGUGUCACACAAGGGCCUCAAGAUAAUCCAGGGCUCCUCCAAACACUUCAUUCCGCAUAGCGCGAUCACCUGCUCAGUGCAGACGGACGACGUCGUGGCGUGUGUCCUGCUGCUGUACAAUCCCGCCACGCGGUGUCCUCUGCACGUGCACGCGUAUCGCUGCGACUCGGAGAGCACGGCCCAGGCGCUCCAUCAGCAACUUCAAAUAUUGAUCAACCGACCGGAAAAUCAGAAGCGAUUCAAUGAACUCGAAUCGAGAUUGGGUCUUCAGCAGCCGCCGCCUCAUGUGUCGCCCAAGAUGCCGCCGAAGAUGCCCAAGCCGGGCCGUCGCGUGGACGUGGAGCGUGCCACAUCGCCGCCGCGGCGCUUCGAGUCGUCGCUGGGAAGCGACGACAUGAGCACGCGUGAGUCCGAAUGCAGUGGCGAGCACUCGCCCACGAGCCCCAUUUCACCGGUCGCAGGCGCGCCCAGAGCCACACUGUACGACUCCCUGGCGGCCGAGCUGCGCGCCAAGCUGAACGGCAACGGGCCGCCACUUCUGCUGCCGCCGCGCGACUACGACACCAUGCACCGCUCCAAGGGCAACCUGGCGGCCACGGAGCUGCGCCGCUGUCAGAAUCAGCUGAUCGUGGGCGGGCCAGGCUCCGGGAAGCAGGGCGUCUCGUCGCGCGGUUCCUCAGGCAUCGGCUCCGAUCUGGCGCCCAGUCCGGAGCGACAGGACGGACAGACGUCCAGCGACGAGGACUGGACGAAUGAUCACCAGGAGUCGGUGAUUGUGAUGCAAGCGCCGAGGAGACCCGCACCGGCGGAAGUGGCGCCCAAGCGCCCCACGGCCACGUACUUGUAUCCUCACGAGCCGCCGCGCAGUGAAAAAUUCGCCGAGGACCAGCGGCCGCCUCCAAAGCAUCGCCUUUCCGCGAAGGUGGCCGAGGAGAGGCAGCGCAGGGACUCUUCGCAGUCGCGCGAGGAGGAAGAAGUGAAGCCGGUGCUGAUGAAGAAUCGUCCGCCGUACAACGAGGCGCGCUUCCGGGAGGUGUUCGAGCAGGACAGACGAUUUAGCGGCGAGGCGAGAAGGUUCAGGCCUCCGGAAGAUGACGAGGACGAGGAGGAGGCUGAGGAGGUGAUGGAGACUCCGGUGAGAAAGCGCUCGCCGCCGGAGAGAGAAGCUGAAUUCAGGGAGAAAUCCUUCAGGGAGAACCUGACGGACAAGCAGAAGUACAUGGCGGAGAAGUACCGGCAGCAGAGUCGGUAUCGGGAGAGGCCUCACUAUCCCGACGAGGUGGAGGAAGUGGUGGAGAAAAUGGAGAAGAUCAAGUACCGCGAGAAGCCGCGCUACAAGGAGCCACUGUCCGAGAAGUCCAGCUACGGCAGCCGCGACAAGUCACUGGAGUUCUUCCCGGAGGAGAGGAAUCCCUACCAGGAGCCCGAGAGCCAGCCGUACCGCGAGUCCAUCGAGAAGAUGCUCAAGUCGCCGGUGAUGCGCUACAAGUCCUUCGACGAGGAGGCGGCGUGGCAGGAGAAGAAGCGCUACGGCUAUCGCUGUGUUCAGGAGGAGUUCAAGCCGCGCCGCCAGAAGAUUGAGGCGCCCAAGGCGUCGCCCAAGGAGCGUUUCCACGAUGCCAAGGAGAAGUUCCAGGCAAUGGAGCGCAGCGUCCACAAGCCGCUCAGGCGCUCUCACGACGCCCAGAUGCAACCGCGCCGAGGAUCUCUUGAUCCGCCGUCCAAUCAUUCGCUACAGCGCCAGCGCUCGAAUCCAGUGGCGGUGCGCGAGGACUGGAGCUCGGACGAGGAGCAGGAGCUGCCGCCGAUGGCAUAUCGCGGCUACGAGGAGCGCGAGGCGCCGCGGAUGGCGCCCAGCAAGAGCCUGGGCAAUCUGGUCAAGGGAUACCGCCACAGCUACGCCGAGCCGCGCAAUCCGCUGCCACGCGGCAGUGGCAGAGUCGGCCUGGCCGCAGUCAAUCCCUACUGACGCCCAGAAUCCUGUAUAUUCCGUGUACAUUUAGAGGACGAGCGACGAGAAGCCUUGGUCAUGAUAACACCUCCAGAAAGCCUGUAUUUUGUGGUAUAAUUUAUAUUAACUCCCCGUUUCUCUAUCGAUUUAUAUGUGCCUUGAGAGAAAAUCUAACUGAAUUAUCCGUUUUGUGGAAAAUGCCUUCCAUUUCUUUUGUUACUCUCUCUCUCUCUCUUAUAAUGUAAUCUCUGUAUGAAGAUAUACAUAAAUAAAUUAAUACAG
Messenger RNA from Phlebotomus argentipes, 3325 nucleotides. Its product is annotated as hepatoma-derived growth factor-related protein 2. The coding region runs from base 929 to 3061 and encodes 710 amino acids. The transcript has 7 exons. NCBI's taxonomy places the organism in Eukaryota, Metazoa, Arthropoda, Insecta, Diptera, Psychodidae. The record is from RefSeq and is a predicted model, not a curated record.